Messenger RNA from Alternaria arbusti, 342 nucleotides. RefSeq lists its product as uncharacterized. The record is from RefSeq and is a predicted model, not a curated record. Lineage: Eukaryota; Fungi; Ascomycota; Dothideomycetes; Pleosporales; Pleosporaceae. The transcript has a single exon. The coding region runs from base 1 to 342 and encodes 113 amino acids.
AUGGAGGUUGAUCCCUUAUUACCAAGGCUUGCGGUUCCUGAAGAGAGCGACUUCGUACCAGGGCUCCUUUACGCAGCAAACGCACCUGCGUACCUGCUGUUGUCUUUACGAGAGCUCACCAAGAAAGCAAAUAGCUCCACGGUAGCGUACGCAGCAGCUUACCUAGACUAUUUCCGGAAACGCGCGCCUGAACUGAAGACCAUGCGCGACUGCGAAGUUGACAAGUUCAUAGUCCAGUUCUUGGAUGCAGGAGUACUGCGACCGGAAGCUGGUACGGACGAUGAUUUGAAGCUCAAGCCAUACAAGUCUCCCAGGGAUGUCGGUAUCUUUGCGUCCAACUAG